GCUAUGAUUCUUAUUUAAACGUUAUUAAAAAUGUCGAAAUUCUCCUUUUAUCAUCAAGCGAUUAACAUCUACAAAACAAACGCCGACUAUUAAGAUUUUUAUUAUUAUUGUUAGUACUUCAUCGAUUUGUAACAUGCCUCACGAUUGAUAAAAAUAUCUUCAAAAGUUCUUGGUGGUGUGUUUCCUCGUUCUAAACGCUUUUCUCACAACCAGUUGAUAAUCCAAACAAUCGACAUGGCGACUACUGCAGACGCUGAGUCAAAUUUUCAGCUUGCUACAGAUUUUGUUCGUCUUAAUACAAAUAAGUUUGAGUCUAACACGUUACUGGCAUUAUACGCUCGAUAUAAACAGGCAAAUGAAGGUCCGUGUGACACUCCUAAGCCAGGAUUCUUUGACUUUCAAGGAAAGCAGAAAUGGGAGGCCUGGAAAGGUCUUGGGAACAUGAGUAGGGCGCAGGCGAGGCAGGGCUAUGUGCAGUUACUGAGCAAGGCCUGUCCUGACUGGGAGGAGAAGGUUCACAGCAAAGAGGGAAAAGUCUCCUCCAGUCUGGGUGUGUCUGUAAGUGUGAUGGCAAAUACUGAGGUUGCUAUUGAUGACGAGCUGAAGACAAUAUUUGAUUGGUGCAAGGAGGGUAACACAAAGCAGGUCGCAAAGUUGCUAGAGCAAAAUAAAGAAAUGGUUGACAGUAAAGAUUCGGAGGGUAUGGUGUUACUACACUGGGCUGCAGACCGAGGUGAUAAUGACAUGGUUAAGACACUCCUCACAUACGGUGCUUCUGUCAAUAUCCAGGAUGCAGACGAACAAACAGCUCUACAUUAUGCUGUAGGUUGUGAACACUGUGAAGUCAUACACACACUGCUGGCAGCAAAGGCGAAAACAGACGUGCCGGACAAAGAUGGUUGUACAGUGCUAUAUUUAAUGCAGGAUUCAAAUUCAGAAGUGAAACAAAUAUUUAACAAUUAUGAACACACUGUGACUUAAAUGAUACCUUCAGGAGUAAAAUUGUUGUAAAGUCCUAUAUUUCUGCCUUUAAGCUAUAACUAUCUAUCUAUCCCCUAUGGCAAGUGUUAUUGUAGGUUUGUUUCAUAUUUUUAUGAUCACAACUGUCACAUGUAUAUAUUCAUGUAUUCAUAAAAUGAAAAUUCAUUUACAUUUGUCAACAUUUAUUUUCAUAAUAAAAUUAGGGGUACAGUUAAAUUUUUAUGUUGUUUGAUCACAUUUAUGUAUUUACUGUUCAACACAUUUGCUGAAAGCAACUGACUAAAUUAUAAGAAUUUAAUAGUUUAAUUAAAUUUUAAUUACUAUUAAAAACAGGUAGUAGGUGUUAUUGUGAAGAGAAAUACAGUGUGUUGAAAGCUGUUUUGCACAAGAAGAAAACAGUAUACAUAUGUUAGAUUUUCUAUUGAUAUAGUGUUACCAGUUUGUUUUUCACUUUGUUUUCUUUAACAAAUGUUCAAUACAUUACUCUGCAACAACUGUACAUAGUAAAACAACUAAAAAAAAGACUAUUGGGGUACUAAACUGGUACAACUUUAGAAACUGUGAAAUAUUUGCAGUAUAAUUUGUUGUAAUAUUCCAAAAGAACAUUUUAUGAAAAAAUGUAAAUGUUUCAUUGUUGAAUAUUAUUUAUUGUUAUACAAUUAUUUUUCUGAUGUUGUGCUUAUUGAAAUAAUACACAAAAAAUUA
This is a messenger RNA of Dreissena polymorpha, 1686 nucleotides long. Its product is annotated as acyl-CoA-binding domain-containing protein 6-like. Bases 235 to 981 code for a protein of 248 amino acids. NCBI's taxonomy places the organism in Eukaryota, Metazoa, Mollusca, Bivalvia, Myida, Dreissenidae. Gene Ontology annotation, molecular function: protein binding; fatty-acyl-CoA binding. The record is from RefSeq and is a predicted model, not a curated record. The transcript has 7 exons.